This is a messenger RNA of Arabidopsis thaliana (thale cress), 1224 nucleotides long. It is a transcript of the gene OBP1, whose product is annotated as OBF binding protein 1. The record is from RefSeq and is marked reviewed. Gene Ontology annotation, molecular function: DNA binding; DNA-binding transcription factor activity. Gene Ontology annotation, cellular component: nucleus. The transcript has a single exon. The coding region runs from base 260 to 1021 and encodes 253 amino acids. NCBI's taxonomy places the organism in Eukaryota, Viridiplantae, Streptophyta, Magnoliopsida, Brassicales, Brassicaceae. Gene Ontology annotation, biological process: regulation of DNA-templated transcription.
AAAAGACAAAUUUCAAAGACAAGAGAGAAGAGAGAGAUAGAGAGCGUGGCCUCUAAUCAACCCAACACCCUCUGUCAAAAACAAGCCUGACUUUCUUCUCCAUCCCCAUUUCUAUCUGCGCAUGUCUCUCUCUUUCUUCUCCAUAAAAAACCAAAUUCUCACUCUCUCAUACCCUAAAGUUUCAACCUUUAAACCCUAAAACCAAAAAAGCUUCAGUCUUUUGCAUCACUUCCCUUAAAGCUUCAACCUUUCUCCGAUUAUGCCGACGUCUGACUCCGGUGAACCACGGCGAAUAGCUAUGAAACCUAACGGCGUAACAGUUCCGAUUUCUGACCAGCAAGAACAGCUUCCAUGUCCUCGUUGUGACUCAUCCAACACUAAGUUCUGUUACUACAACAACUACAACUUCUCUCAGCCUCGUCACUUCUGCAAAGCUUGUCGUCGUUACUGGACUCACGGUGGUACUCUCCGUGACGUUCCUGUCGGUGGUGGUACUCGUAAAAGCGCGAAACGUUCCCGCACUUGCUCGAACUCUUCUUCCUCCUCUGUUUCUGGUGUCGUCUCUAACUCUAACGGUGUUCCGUUACAAACGACGCCUGUUCUCUUCCCUCAGUCGUCAAUCUCUAACGGCGUUACUCACACAGUAACUGAAAGCGACGGAAAGGGAAGUGCUUUAUCUCUCUGUGGAAGUUUCACCUCCACUCUGUUGAACCAUAACGCUGCUGCGACGGCUACGCAUGGAUCCGGUUCGGUUAUUGGUAUCGGAGGUUUUGGAAUCGGACUCGGGUCGGGUUUUGAUGACGUCAGCUUUGGACUCGGAAGAGCGAUGUGGCCGUUUUCAACUGUUGGUACUGCGACAACGACGAAUGUUGGGAGUAACGGUGGUCAUCACGCUGUUCCAAUGCCAGCCACGUGGCAGUUCGAGGGUUUAGAGAGCAACGCUGGUGGUGGAUUUGUCUCCGGUGAGUACUUUGCGUGGCCGGAUCUUUCCAUCACAACUCCGGGAAACUCACUCAAAUGAGAAAAGCUUCUGUCUUCAUCAAAGGGCUUCAAAGUCUCUUCCUUUUUUUAGUCUCUAUUGGUGAUGUUGAUCUCUUAGUUUGUGUCUUGUCAAUUUAGAAACUUGUCUUCGGAAACUAGAAAACAGAGAAAGUUUGUGUUUUUUUGGCUCUAUGUUCUUAACUUUGGUACUUUCUUCUGCUCUGUUUCGUUUAAUUGAUUUCG